Molecule: messenger RNA, 820 nt
Organism: Symsagittifera roscoffensis
Lineage: Eukaryota; Metazoa; Xenacoelomorpha; Acoela; Convolutidae
Exons: 3
Coding region: 16-591 (191 amino acids)
Source: RefSeq, a predicted model, not a curated record
UCAGGUGAACAAACCAUGCCAAGCUGCAACGUUCAUUUUAUCGUGUUUGGUUAUACGCUUGUUUCAGCUUGCUUUGCUUACUUGUCUACAAAUUGCGCUGAGAUUGCAGUGGAGGGUCGCCAGCUGGCCCUGGACAUCCCACACACCCUACUGAUCAGCAUUGUCAUCUACAUAUCCGUAUUCGAUGUCAUCAUCAGCAUGAUCCUAACCACAGUCUUCGAGGUGCCUUCGCCCGAAUGUCGACUGUCCCACAUGUUGAUGUCCGGAAACAUCAUGCUAGCCCCUCCGUUCCUCCUUUUCGGAGUCGCGAUUUGGUUCUACACCACUGCAAUCUACAACGCCCCUUUCACUCGCAUGAGGGCGCAGGAUCCAGCGGCACAUACCAAACAUCGAGCCGGCUUCAGAGUUCAGAGGAUUCAGAAUUGUUUCGGCCAAUUGAUGCGCGAGUGUGUCAUCGGCCUGGUGUACUGUUUGACGUUUGUGGUGAAAUUGGCUGUGGAGUAUAUAACCGAUGACCCUGAAGUUUUAUUCCUAGUGCGCAACCUGUGCUCUUCUGUUGCGUUUUUUGCUAUUUCGUGUCAUUCAUUUUAGCAUGCUCUAAAUUCCAGGCAAACCCAUACAGACCUAUUUCAUAGUUUUGUCCUGUCGCGCAUGCUUAACCGGUAGAUUCUUUGGCAUCAAUAAAAACUUAAUUUGAAGGGGGGUGCGCUCCAAAAGAAACAAAUAGUUGAAGUGAAAUGUUUCCAAAAGGUGCUGUUUCAAAACUGAUAAAUAGUCGACAAAAUGUUGACCCUCGAGAAAAGCCUACAUCCGCACUUGA